UUUCAUAGUCCAGCAGAUUUUUUUUUUGAGAAUUUCUUUUUUCUUUUUUGUAGAUCAGUUUGGGAGUCCUUUUCUUUUUGUAAUAUGGUUAGGAUUUUUUUCUUUUUUUAGGUCAGUUCAAAUUUUCUUUUUUUUUUGUCAGACAUUCUGGAGUUCUUUUUCUUUUUUGUAGGGAUACUAACCCUUGGUGACUUGGACGAUUGCAGAUA
Molecule: messenger RNA, 209 nt
Organism: Rhizophagus irregularis DAOM 181602=DAOM 197198
Lineage: Eukaryota; Fungi; Glomeromycota; Glomeromycetes; Glomerales; Glomeraceae
Source: RefSeq, a predicted model, not a curated record